This is a messenger RNA of Jaculus jaculus (lesser Egyptian jerboa), 2728 nucleotides long. RefSeq names its product nucleoredoxin (gene Nxn). The record is from RefSeq and is a predicted model, not a curated record. Bases 5 to 1348 code for a protein of 447 amino acids. The transcript has 8 exons. NCBI's taxonomy places the organism in Eukaryota, Metazoa, Chordata, Mammalia, Rodentia, Dipodidae. Gene Ontology annotation, molecular function: thioredoxin-disulfide reductase (NADPH) activity.
CAGGAUGUCGGGCUUCCUGGAGGAGCUGCUGGGCGACAAGCUGGUGACGGGCGGCGGUGAGGAGGUGGACGUGCACUCGCUGGGCGCUCGAGGCAUCUCGCUGCUCGGGCUCUACUUCGGCUGCAGCCUGAGCGCCCCCUGCGCGCAGCUCAGCGCCAGCCUGGCCGCCUUCUACGGCCGCCUGCGGGGGGACGCGGCUGCCGGCCCGGGGGCCGGGGCCGGGGCCGGGGCCGGAGCUGCGGCUGGGCCGGGGCCGGGGGCCGGGGCGGCCGCCGAGCCCGAGCCACGGCGCCGCUUGGAGAUCGUCUUCGUGUCUUCGGACCAGGACCAGCGGCAGUGGCAGGACUUCGUGCGGGACAUGCCGUGGCUGGCGCUGCCCUACAAGGAGAAGCACAGGAAGCUUAAACUUUGGAACAAAUACAGAAUUUCCAACAUUCCGUCGCUAAUAUUCCUAGAUGCCACCACUGGGAAGGUUGUGUGCAGGAAUGGGCUCCUGGUGAUCCGCGACGACCCAGAAGGGCUGGAGUUCCCUUGGGGUCCUAAGCCUUUCCAGGAAGUCAUUGCGGGGCCCUUGCUUAGAAAUAAUGGGCAGUCACUGGAAAGCAGCAGCCUGGAGGGGUCACACGUGGGAGUCUAUUUCUCCGCACACUGGUGUCCGCCCUGCCGAAGCCUCACCCGGGUGCUGGUGGAGUCCUACCGGAAGAUCAAGGAAGCGGGCCAGAAAUUUGAGAUCAUCUUUGUUAGUGCAGACAGGUCAGAAGAGUCCUUCAAGCAGUACUUCAGUGAGAUGCCGUGGCUUGCCGUUCCCUAUACCGACGAGGCCCGGCGGUCUCGCCUCAACCGGCUCUAUGGAAUCCAAGGCAUCCCCACGCUCAUCGUGCUGGACCCGCAGGGCGAGGUGAUCACGCGGCAGGGCAGAGCGGAGGUGCUGAACGACGAGGACUGCACGGAGUUCCCGUGGCACCCGAAGCCCGUGCUAGAGCUCUCUGACUCCAACGCCGUGCAACUCAAUGAGGGGCCUUGCCUCGUCCUUUUUGUAGAUUCUGAGGAUGAUGGAGAGUCCGAAGCAGCCAAACAGCUGAUCCAGCCAAUAGCUGAGAAAAUCAUCGCCAAGUACAAAGCCAAAGAGGAGGAGGCACCACUGUUGUUCUUUGUGGCUGGGGAGGACGACAUGACUGACUCCCUGCGAGAUUACACCAACCUGCCUGAGGCAGCCCCUUUGCUCACCAUUCUGGACAUGUCAGCUCGGGCCAAGUACGUGAUGGACGUGGAAGAGAUCACCCCGGCCAUUGUGGAGGCCUUUGUGAAUGACUUUCUAGCAGAAAAGCUCAAACCAGAGCCCAUCUAGUGGGGCUGCAGCCUCCUGGGAUGUUAUUUAAGACUCAGUCUUCUCCCGUCCCCUCUUCCCUUUACCCAUGGACUUUUCCAGCGUGUCCUGAAUCACUCAACUCAAGAGUCCAACCUCUGCGGUGCCUUGUUUUGGCGUUAACUCCUCAGCUAGCACCCAAGGGUGCUCCUCAUGAUCAUAGCACAACCCACCAUGUUUGGAGACUGUUUGGGAUUCAUGGAGAUGGCAUGACUGGCCAGAACUGGGCCUGCCCCACACUGUGUUGGUCACUAGCUCCUGGUGUAGGAGCUGCUGGGGUGUUCUGCAGUGUGAGCAAGCAGGGACAGCAGACUGGGCUCUGGCUCUGGCUCUGGCUCUGAGGUCAGCACGCACUCCUGGAGCCCACGACAGCCAGAAGGAACCGUGCAGUAAAGCUCACUCCUGCGGAUGCAGCAGAGAAGAGCUGUGGCCUCAGCAAGCACCAGCUGAGAGUUGUUGGUGGGAACAUGCCUUUUAGGAAUGUAGUCUUUCUUCGUCUGGGGGGAAACCAGCAGCCUGCUCAUGGGUUCUUGAGCAGGGGACCUCCAAAUCUAUAGGGAAGCUUGUGGGGUGUUUAUUUUGGUGAGAAAAAUGAGUAGCUAAGCUAAUGACUCAUAUAGUAAUUGCUUACUGUGUGAUUAGAGUUUCUCAGUCUUUUUUAAUCUUUCAUCCUUGCUCUUGAACUUCCCCAGGUUUCUGCCUGCUCACACAGAUAGUUCCUUCUGUCUUGGAACUUUGGUAAUGAGUUCUAACCCCCUGACAUCGUCCCAAGGACUCAGCCCUGAAUUCCUGGAGGAAUGCUGCCCAGUCAGCACAGGCCUCUUUCUGGGCUAGAUCCGUGCCUGAGGCCCCUGCACCCCCUUCCUUUAUACUUGCUGUUUUCUUUUCAGAACAGAACUAAGAAGCAAUGCCAAUUUACCAGAAGCCUGGCUUUUUCCUGAGAACGUGCAAAAAGAGCUGAGCCCUAGGGUGGGAGCAGGGGUGAGGGGCGCCUCAGCUACCCUAGGACUUGGACAGUGCUCAGUCCAGGUAACUUGGUGCUCAUGUGAGCUGAGCUGACCACACAAAGGGAAGCACCAGCUGUGCUCUUAGCACGUGAGGUGGAGGGCUUUGGCCAAGGGGUUCCCAGGGGUUUAGCUCAGGUGUCGGGGGCCUUCAGCCACCCCAGGCCUUACUCUCUGCUCCUCUCAGCACUCCACCAACCUGCCCCCUCCCCGACGAGCUGUCGACACUGUUGUUCCUUGCUGCAUUGGAUUGCUGAUUUGUAGCUCAGAAGUACAAAACUAGUUGAUAAUUAGACGAUUGGACGUUGCCAGCCUGAAAUGCAGUCACCUAGAAAGAAAUAAAGCAGGUGUCUCUGGA